AUGGCUUCGGCGAUCAACGGUCCGAUUAUGAUCAAGCAGAUCGUACGGCUGAGAAACGUCGUCAGGCGUUGGAAGGCCAAAAGCCUAACGCGCCGCCGCACGGCGCCAUGUUACUUCCCAUCUCCGCCGUCCGUACGAACGCCGGCGGGAUGCGUCGCCGUAUACGUCGGCCCCGAGCGCCGCCGGUUCGUCGUUCCGACGCGGUUCCUCAACCUCCCGGUCCUCGUGGCGCUUCUCGAUCAGGCUGAGGAGGAAUUCGGUUUUCCGGCCGACGGCGCCAUCGUCCUCCCCUGCGACGCCGGAUUCUUCCACCAGAUCCUCCGGCUGCUCGACGAAGACGAAGCGCGGUUCGCCGGAUUCCGCCUCGACCAGUUCCUGCAGAUAAUUCCGCCGCUUCACAUCGAUUCAUUGCCGUCGUCGUGUACAGUGCCAUUGUUGCCGGAGAAGAUGGAGGGCUUGAAGGUCUGA
Molecule: messenger RNA, 468 nt
Organism: Andrographis paniculata
Lineage: Eukaryota; Viridiplantae; Streptophyta; Magnoliopsida; Lamiales; Acanthaceae
Product: indole-3-acetic acid-induced protein ARG7-like
Exons: 1
Coding region: 1-468 (155 amino acids)
Biological process (GO): response to auxin
Source: RefSeq, a predicted model, not a curated record